GAUUUCGAGUUGUCCGUCAUUUGCGUAGGCGUGCGGCGGUUCGCGGCGGUUUCUCCUACAACCCCUGUAAAGAUGUAUUCUUCAAGCUGUCGGCCACCUUCUCUAUUCCCGUUGACAUCUCUUAUUUGGCCAACGCCGACGAAUCGAAAUGAGCCUCGAAAGCCUCCAACAACCAACUUAGGAGGAUCUUACGGAUAUGUUUGACGUAUCUGAUCUACUUCCCUAAGAUUAUCGGCUUCAGUAAACCAGGUCAGCAUUGUCUUCAUGUCUUUCGCGUCCUCAGACCUACCCAAGGGGAAGUUGUAAAGCAGGAGUUGAUCCCAAUUGAAGACAGUAACGUGAGAGCAUUGUGUCUGCCGAGCAUACUUUUUCACUUGCUUUGUGUUGAAGUGAAAGCACGCUUGGCUGAGCGCGCUAAUUAUAUAAAUCAUAGGCAGCUGUACCCGCGCCAACACAACAACAACAACGAACCCCCAACCCUAUCGCAAACAUGGAGUCCGAGACUCUUCCAUCGCCUGAUGAUCCCUGCGACCGGUCUGGCUGUUCGGCAGACUCAUCUUCAGAUUCUGGAAUAGAUCAAGAUGGCAUAUCAGAAGAUAGCGACUUCAACCCGUAUCGCAAGCCACCGUUGCCAUACAGAGUAGGGUUCAAAUUCACCGCCAACAGCCACGAAGCACCACUACCAUCCGGAGUAUUCGAUGGCAUAAACCCUCCUCCCAAAACGAAGGACUGGCACUUGUUAUCGCAAACCGAAUACUGCCUUACAGACACGGUUUCGACCGGCAACACGCGUGACAGCUUGUCCAAGGAGCUAGAGAUCACCUCGAUCAUCAGGAUUGGUAGCGACCGUGGGGCACAGCUUGUGGUGGUGAACGGAAACAUGGUAGCGAAGAUAUACGACCCUCUCUACUACAGCGACACCGAUGGUAGAUUCAAGCAAGACGUUCUCAUGGCCGCUAGCGGAGAUUACAGUCGGGAGACUGCAGCAUAUUUACAUCUCCAAAAGUCACCGGCAGCAAGGAAAGUCAUACCUACAUUCUGGGGAAGCUGGACCACCGUCAUUGCGACACCCAUCGGGGCACUCGAUCAACGGGAGACGCAUCACCGCACCGUCCGUAUGAUUCUGAUCGAGCAUCUCGAUGGCGAUUGUAUGUAUUACGUCGAUCCGUCCGAGAUCCGUAAACGAGUUCGUUCACGCAUCCUGGAACAGGCUCUACACGCGGAGGCUGUCAUCUGCGAUGCCGGAGUCAAUCAUCGUGAUUUACAUCCCCGCAACAUCAUUUUACUGGGCCCUCUGUAUGACUCUACAGAACCCACAGUCAAGAUCAUCGACUUCAACGUUGCUGAGGUAAUGGAGCUUGUAGGAAAGGCUAAACGGCCGAAGAAGCUAAAGAAGCUAUGGCCGACACAGAUAUGCUCACCAAUCAUCCGGAACUAUGGCUCUAUGGGCAACUUUUCUGCCUACGGUUGGUGCCCUGAUGACGAAAAAGAGGCAGAGCAGUGGUUGUGGAGGCAUUUCAAAGACGACAAGCAAUACUAUCCUGUCACUUGGGAUCCGGAACCUCCUUUCAGGCGGCCGAGAUAUCAGGAAGAUUGUGUUGUUGGUUCUGUCAAAAAUUGAUGAGCCUGUACGCACCUGAACUCAAGGGAGUGGUCGUCAACAUGGGAAGUGAUGGUUUCUCUGAAGCCUACGAGAAUUGAAGAGGUGGUGACUCUGUGGAUGUGGAUAGGUUGGUCUCAGAGCUAUAGAUGUACC
Molecule: messenger RNA, 1756 nt
Organism: Boeremia exigua
Lineage: Eukaryota; Fungi; Ascomycota; Dothideomycetes; Pleosporales; Didymellaceae
Exons: 1
Coding region: 491-1621 (376 amino acids)
Source: RefSeq, a predicted model, not a curated record